UCCAGCCACCUGCCCCGAGAGUCGACAAGGACGCGCGAGAGCCCCGGCGCGCGUUACAACGCUCGGCUGCUGUGGCAGGCGCUCGCCAUCUUCUCCCGCCGGCCGGGGCGGGUGCCUUUCUGGAGAGACAGGCUGGCGACCGGGACGAUGCUGUGUUCUUUGCUCCUUUGUGAAUGUCUGUUGCUAGUAACUGGCUAUGCUCAUGAUGAUGACUGGAUUGACCCCACAGACAUGCUUAACUACGAUGCUGCUUCAGGAACAAUGAGAAAAUCUCAGGUGAAAUAUGAUACUACAGAGAAAAAAGAUGUCAGUCCUGAGUUGUCAUACGCUGAUGAAAUGUCCGAAUGUUAUCACAGACUUGAUUCUUUAACUCAUAAGAUUAAUGAGUGUGAAAAGAAAAAGAAGGAAGACUAUGAGAGUCAAAGCAAUCCUGUUUUUAGGAGAUACUUAAAUAAGAUUUUAAUUGAAGCUGGAAAGCUGGGACUUCCUGAUGAAGACAAAGGUGAUAUGCAUUAUGAUGCUGAGAUUAUCCUUAAAAGACAAACCUUGUUAGAAAUACAGAAGUUUCUCAGUGGAGAAGACUGGAAACCAGGUGCCUUGGAUGAUGUACUAAGUGAUAUUUUAAUUAAUUUUAAGUUUCAUGAUUUUGAAACAUGGAAAUGGCGAUUUGAAGAUUUCUUUGGAGUGGAUCCAUAUGAUGCGUUCAUGGUACUUCUGUGUGUGCUCUGCAUCGUGGUAUUAGUAGCUACUGAGCUGUGGACAUACGUACGUUGGUACACCCAGUUGAGACGUGUUUUAAUCAUCAGUUUUCUCAUCAGUUUGGGAUGGAAUUGGAUGUAUUUAUAUAAGCUAGCUUUUGCACAGCAUCAGGCCGAAGUUGCCAAGAUGGAGCCAAAAAACGUGUGUGCUGAAAAGAUAAAUUGGACUGGAAGUAUUUGGGAGUGGCUUAGAAGUUCAUGGACCUAUAAGGAUGACCCAUGCCAAAAAUAUUAUGAGCUCUUAUUAGUCAACCCUAUUUGGUUGGUCCCACCAACAAAGGCACUGGCAGUUACAUUCACCAACUUUGUAACAGAGCCGUUGAAGCACAUUGGAAAAGGAGCUGGUGAAUUUAUUAAAGAACUCAUGAAGGAGAUUCCACUGUUACUUCACAUUCCUAUGCUGAUAAUUAUGGCAUUAGCUGUCUUGAGUUUCUGCUACGGUGCUGGAAAAUCAGUUCAUAUGCUGAGACAUUUAGGUGGUCCUGAUAGAGAACCUUCCCAGGCACUUCAAUCAGGUGACAGAAGACGGGAGAAGGAAAUCGAUUAUAGACCCCAUGGUGGAGCAGGUGAUGCAGAUUUCUAUUAUACGGGCCAACGCUGCCCCAUUGAGCAAGACCCUUAUUACAAAACGUAUGAGGAUAGAAGAGAUGUUUUAAGAGAGAGAAAUGUUGACUUGAGAUUUCAGACUGGCAGCAAGAGCCCUGAAGUGCUCCGGGCAUUUGAUUUACCAGACACAGAAGCACAAGAGCAUCCUGAGGUGGUCCCCAGUCAUAAAUUACCUAUUUUGGACACAAAGACUAAAGAAAUUGGCGAAAUCCCAGGAGAAAGCAGUACUGAAAGCAGCCAGUCGGCUAAGCUUGUCUCUUGCCAAGAAGUAUCAGGGAAUAUGGAAGGGUCACCUGCAGUGGAAAAGGCCCAGCUCCAGACUGAAGCCAAAGGCGGCACAUACAGCCCAGCAAGAACGGCUGCAGAGGCGUGUGGAAAGGAUCCAGUCGGCAGCCCGUGUGGCUAGAGGAAAAGACAACAGCUCUGAAGUCUUUGGGUUUUGUAAAGUAUUCUCUUAACAAUUCUAUUCACUCUUCUUUAAGAAUAUUCUGGUAUUUACCUCAAAGGUGCCAGCUUAAACAUUAACAUUUUUACUGAUAAUCAGAAUUAAAUGCAUGCAUGUAUAUGAAAGCUUUUAAUUCCAUCUUUGAUGUAUACAUUCUAUAAUGUUUUGAAGUAUUAAUUUUAGAACAAGGUCUCAUAGUAUUUAUACUUUAAGAUGAACAAGGCAAGCUUCACUGAUUCUAGAUCAUUAAAGGAAGCUGUUUUGAAUUAGGGACAUUGAAAAGAUUUAUUGUUUGUAGGCAUUUGUGGGAAAGUUUCUGGUGCCCAGUGGAACUAACACCUACUUUAGUUAACAGAAUAAUUUGUUAGUUCUGCAUUGGAUUCAAAGUGUUUCCAAUGUGAUAGGUACUCAAAAACUACUUAUAAGAGGAAUCUACUAUAGUUAAGUUUAUUUUCUUUGUGCACUCCAGCAGCUUAAUGCAGCCAUGGAGUAUGCUUUACCAGCAUCACUAGGACAGAUACCUCUAUUUAUUUUUCUUUAGGCCCCCCACAGGUAAAUGGGCCUUUCUAGUUUCAUCUCUCCUGCAGCUAUUACUGGGUCUGCUUCCUUAUUGUCCCUUUUACUUUCUGUUUCGCUAAGAUAGAACUAAAGAGUGCUAGAGGACUUUAUACCUCGUAGCUUGUUAUAUCAGUAAUCUCAAUUUUACAGUCUGUAGACUUUGAGAAUGUUUUUAUUCUUUUUUCCACAAAUGAAGUGCACAAGCUUUUAUAAAACCUGUUUUUCUUGUUCAUAAUCCUAGUAGUUGAGACUAUUAGAUAUUACCACAUUUUAUUUAUAUUAUAGUAAACCAUAUUGUCUGGGCCAUACGAAGUUCUAAAUUUGAGAGAGCUAUACAUAAAAAAGAAUACCACCACCAUGGUAAUGCAGACAAGUCAUCAACAUUUUUUAAUCAGUCUUUCCAAUUUUAAAAAGCAUUGCUCACUUUAAACAUUUUUAAAAAGGAAUUUAUAAAUUUUGCACAUGUCCCUGGCUAUUCUCUACAGAUUUCAUGUAUAUCAGGGUUCCAUAUUCACACUUGAAGUCCUAUUCAGCUGCUUACUAAAAUGAUACCAGUCAGGAAUAAAUCCUUAAAAUUUUCAUGCAAGCAUUUAUUUUGGAAAACAAAGCAUUUGCUUUUUGAUUUUUUUAAAAAUGAAGUGUAGAAUAUCCAUUUUUGGUUCACAGAAGUAUUACUUAGAUGCUUAUAAUUUGAUUUUACAUGUUAAUAUUCUAGUUUAAUACUGCAAACAUCUUGAGUAUCUCAUCAGAAAGGUAAUCAUUUUUUUCCAAGAAGGACAUAAGGAUUUUAAGAUUUUUUAACACAGCAGGCAUGCAACAAGUGAGUUAUUGACAUGAUGUCUGCAAUUUAGAAUAGAUUUGUGAACAUGGAUGCAUAUAAAGUAGUCCUCUCUUGGGACUAGAGCUGUUCACACUGAUUUGUGAAUAUGCUCCAAGUGGGAAUUGUUCUCUGAGCUGUGAUCUGAUUCUGAAGAGAAACACAUGCCUCAGGUGAGACUGUACUGUGAGAGUAGAAUUAAUGCAGCUUACACUCCUGACUGCUUUUAAUCCAAAAAUGAAUUAUUUUUGGAAAAUUUAAAUAAAAUUUCAUCUUUGUAUUCUUUCAUUACAGAUAUCCAUUUGGGGAUGAAAUCUACUUUGACAGCUAGCAAGGCAACAUUCUGCUGCUGUUGAAUGAUGACAGCAAUUCAGGGAAGACUUUAUUAAAGAAAAUUGAACAUACCAAAGCCAGAUUAUUACCAGAAAAGAGAUAAGGCUUGUUUAUUGACUAGCCAGUCUUUGUCUGUAAAAUUAAGGCUUAUAGGGAGAAGCUUUUAGGAAAAUGGGCAAAUGAUUAAAACAGGGAUAGACAGCUGUUAAGAGCACUUUUUAAAUGGAAUAGAUAAUGUUGAAUGUUUACAGGGAACCACUGUAUACACCAAAUAAACAUUAUUGUAAUUUGGUAUGCUGCCUUUGCUUAUUGAAUUUUCUUAUUAAAUACCAUGAAACUUAAUCUGCAGUUUUUUAAAUCUGCUAUUUGGGACAUUAUGCCAUAUAUAAAAGCUUUUAAUGCCAUCUUUGCUUAUAUACAUUCUGUAAUGUUUUUGAAGUGUUAAUUUUAGAACAAGGUCUCAUAGUAUUUAUACUUUAAGAUGAACAUGGCAAGCUUCACUGAUUCUAGAUAGUUAAAGGAGGCUGGUUUGAGGAGGCUAGAUAGUUAAAAUGGCCAGUGUGAGACAGAAACAAUCUAGAAUUACUAAGGGCUCAGCAAAAAACCAAAAACAUUAUUCUUGGUUUUAAGAUCAAAGCAUUAAGUUA
Molecule: messenger RNA, 4164 nt
Organism: Nycticebus coucang (slow loris)
Lineage: Eukaryota; Metazoa; Chordata; Mammalia; Primates; Lorisidae
Gene: CLCC1
Product: chloride channel CLIC like 1
Exons: 11
Coding region: 148-1770 (540 amino acids)
Cellular component (GO): endoplasmic reticulum; membrane
Molecular function (GO): chloride channel activity
Source: RefSeq, a predicted model, not a curated record